Messenger RNA from Peronospora farinosa, 1881 nucleotides. Lineage: Eukaryota; Oomycota; Peronosporomycetes; Peronosporales; Peronosporaceae. The record is from the annotation of a GenBank genome assembly.
AUGGCCGAUAAAUCUCUCCAUGCUCGCGAAGACGCGGUCAGCUCAGAUGAUGACGGGCCAAUGCCAAUGCCAAUGCAACCUAGCAAGAAAAAGCACAAGAAACUUCCAUUUGAGGCUGCAUAUGUAGCCAAUUUGCCUUGCGCAGCCAUGUACGAGCGCAGCUUCAUGCAUCGAGCCACAGUCUCGCACGUAGUAGUCGCCCCAGAGACUCAGUUCAUUAUCACGGCCAGUGUCGACGGUCACGUCAAGUUCUGGAAAAAAAUGACUCGUGGUAUUGAGUUUGUCAAGCAUUAUAAGGCCCAUCUUGAAGAAGUGCAUGAUCUGGCCGUAUCAGCCGACGGUCUACGUCUCUGUAGCACAUCAGCCGACCGGAGCAUCAAAUUGUACGACGUCCUUUCCUUUGAUAUGGUCAACAUGUUGGCAGUGACAUUUACUCCAGGAAACUGUAGCUGGAUCUCAGCUAAAGGAGCCAUCGAGCCAAAAGUGGCCGUAGCAGACAGGAACAGUCCUGCCGUGAGGAUCUACACGACGGCUAAUGAGCCCUUGCACACUAUUAGCCAGCUACAUGCUGCACCAGUCACAGCACUGGCCUUUAAUCCGGUGACUAACUGUGUCAUUUCAGCUGAUCAAAAGGGUAUCAUUGAAUAUUGGGACGCUGACUCGUACAGAUUUCCGACGGACAGGAAGGUGGCCAAGUUCCGGUUCAAAGGUGAGACGAAUCUGUACGAGCUGGCCAAGAGUAAGACAUACGCUACGGCGAUUGAUGUCUCGCCUGAUGGCAAAAGCUUUGUGGUCACAGCAAAAGACAACCAAAUUCGAGUAUUCAGGUUUGACACGGGCAAGAUGCGGCGCAAAUACGACGAAAGUUUGGCCGUUUUUGAGGAUGCACAGGCCGAUGACACACUGCAUCUGGAUGCUAUUGACUUUGGCCGUCGAGCGGCUGUUGAACGAGAGCUGGCCAACUCGGAUGUCGUGUCCAACUGCAUCUUUGACGAAUCGGGGUACUUUAUUCUGUAUGCGACACUAGCAGGUAUCAAAGUGGUAAAUGUUGAGAAAAACAAGGUCGUCAAAGUGCUGGGGAAGGUUGAGAGCUCUGAUCGCUUUUUGCGUUUGAGUCUGUUCCAGGGCAAACCUAAGAUUAACACCCAGUAUGAAAAGCACCUGAAGGCAGCCUCAGGACUCAAACACGAAGCAGAAGUCAUGUCAGACUCUAACAAUGAGCGGGACAAUAUCGACCCCACGCUAUUUUGUACGUCGUUUAAGCGAAACCGCUUCUUUCUCUUUUCAUCUCGGGAGCCGGAAGACGACGAAGGUGAAGGCGCCAGCGCUGGAACUGGCCGCGAUGUUUUCAACGAAAAGCCUACACUGGAGGAGGCCCAGGUUGCCACCGAGUCUAGCACUGCUAAGGUACUUGGCGAAACGGCUAUCAUGCACACAACGAUGGGCGAUAUCACGCUCAAGUUGUUCGGCAAGGAAUGCCCCAGAACUGUGGAGAACUUCUGUACGCAUGCGCGCAACAGAUACUACGACAAUCUUAUUUUUCACCGUGUGAUCAAGAACUUUAUGGUUCAAACGGGUGACCCGCUUGGUGAUGGCACUGGUGGCGAAUCUAUCUGGGGAGGCGAGUUUGAAGACGAGUUUCACCGUAGCUUACGGCACGAUCGGCCAUUCACGCUUUCGAUGGCAAACGCGGGCCCUGGUACCAACGGCUCACAGUUCUUUAUCACGACAGUGCCUACUCCAUGGCUGGAUAAUAAACAUACUGUUUUUGGUCGUGUUGAGCACGGCAAGGACACUGUUUCUAGCAUCGAGAAUGCACGAGUGGACAAGUCGGACAAACCUCUUACGGACAUCAAGAUUGUUAACAUUGACAUCUUUUAG